AUGGACAACGGAAACCAUGCUUCACAUACUCCCUCGUUAAGAAGAGAGUCACCUGCGUAUGAAAGCACAAUUCUUGAAGAGCAUGUCGCCCCGAACGACCCUGAGGAUGACGAGACUUGCCCUUUAGAGACCCGGUGGUGGUUGGCGAGUACUGCGUUUCCGUUGCUAGCGGGAACUUUCGGCCCAACCGCAAGCGCAUUUAGCAUAUGUUCUCUUGCAGAUCGAUGGCGGGUCAAAAUCCCCCUUGGAGGGUCGCUCGAAGAUGCUGAACCCGUACCGGAUCCUAAAUGGGCGGUCGUUAUCAACUCAAUUUCUCUCGGCUUUGCAUUAGUAUCCAACUUUUCUCUCUUGCUGAACAUGGCCAGGCGAUUACCUUUCCCAAUUGCCCAACCCAUUACGAUCGGAGGAUGGUACAUUUCUUCAGGUCUGCUUAUUUGCCUGGCAGCUCUUCUCCGCCAUCGUACGGACACGACCACCCACCGGAUGACUCAAGCUUAUUACUAUGCAAUUAUAGCCGCAGCCAUCUAUUUUCUGGUCUCUUCACUCAUGGUUGUGACCGUUUUUGGGGCACAGAGAAAACAUUACAGCAAAGAGUUUCGUCUCACCACAAACCAGAGAUCUCUAAUGCUGCAGACUAUCACCUGGUUAGUUUAUUUGCUAGGUGGUGCUGCAAUAUUUGCUCACGUCGAAGAGUGGGCCUACCUUGACGCUGUAUACUGGGCAGAUGUCACUCUACUUACAGAUGGUUUUGGAGACAUAGCCCCCAAGACUCAUACUGGUCGGAGUCUAUUAUUCCCUUACGCUGUCGGGGGGAUCUUGACCCUAGCAUUAGUUGUUACAUCGAUAAGAGAUCUGAUGAUAGAACGCGGGAAAAACGCGAUAAUUGCCAGACGGACGGAACUGACCAGGAAACGAAUCGCAGACCAAGUCAGACAAGGGACGGGAAGAGUGAGUGGGAUUAAGCUUCCACCAAUUUCCGAUCCAUCUCAGCUUUCUGAAAGCCAGAGGCAGGAAGCGGAGUUUUACCUUAUGCGCCAGAUACAUAAAGUUGCUUCAUUCAAAAUAAAGUGGUUUUUGCUUGGUGUUGCUGUAUGCGCCUGGAUGGCACUGUGGCUCCUUGGUGCGCUCGCAUUUUUUCUUGCUGAACAAGCCCAAAACUGGUCAUAUUUCGAGUCUUUAUACUUCGCCUAUACGUCGCUCCUUACAAUCGGCUAUGGGGAUUUCACACCCGGUGACACAUGGGGAAAGCCUUUCUUGGUUUUUUGGUCCCUGCUUGCCAUCCCUACUAUGACGAUACUAUUCUCCAGCAUGGGGAGUACCAUUGCAAAGUUUGUCGAGGAUGCUACCAAUUUUGCUGGUGAAUUGACUGUUCUUCCUGGCGAGACGAGUUUCAAGGAUGUAAUAGCUUCCCCUUUACAACAGCUGCGAGAGCUGAGUUAUCAAACGCCACGGGCGCUCUUGAACCACACUAUUUCUCGAGCCCACCGUAACGAGAACAUUCCAGCCUACCAAACGAGCCCAUCGACUUCCAGAGUGUUUACUGGACAUGGGGAACUAAGCACAAAGGACGAAUCUAGAGUGAAAGAUAUACAAGAGGCAACCACAAAUCCACACCAGCGCCGAUACAUUAUCAUUCGCGAAAUUCGCAAAAUAUAUCGAGACUUAAACGCCCAGCCCCCGAAAAGGUACACGUAUGAUGAAUGGUAUUUCUACCUAUCACUUGUGGGGAAGAUGGAAUUAUGCUCAAGCUAUAUAAAUAUUCCUAAUUCCCAGAUCGAAGAAAUUCAAGGAAUAGACCACCCCCGAAUUGGUCUCCGAACUUCAGUAGGUGUCGAAAAGCCGAACGUCCAGAACAACAACUGGAGCUGGAUUGGUACAAGGAGUCCACUGAUUGGCGAUAAAGACGAAGCACAAUGGAUCUUCGAAGCCCUGUCUGCUGCUUUAGAGCACGAUCUCAAGCAGCAGAGCCUCAAGCAGUACAGCGAGCAAAAUGGAGCAUAA
Blastomyces dermatitidis ER-3 is the source of this 2001-nucleotide messenger RNA. Its product is annotated as potassium channel protein. Gene Ontology annotation, biological process: potassium ion transmembrane transport; stabilization of membrane potential. Gene Ontology annotation, molecular function: potassium ion leak channel activity. Gene Ontology annotation, cellular component: membrane. The transcript has 3 exons. Bases 1 to 2001 code for a protein of 666 amino acids. The record is from RefSeq and is a predicted model, not a curated record. Lineage: Eukaryota; Fungi; Ascomycota; Eurotiomycetes; Onygenales; Ajellomycetaceae.